Messenger RNA from Rhineura floridana, 690 nucleotides. RefSeq names its product killer cell lectin-like receptor subfamily B member 1B allele C. The transcript has 6 exons. NCBI's taxonomy places the organism in Eukaryota, Metazoa, Chordata, Lepidosauria, Squamata, Rhineuridae. The record is from RefSeq and is a predicted model, not a curated record. Bases 1 to 690 code for a protein of 229 amino acids.
AUGGCUGGGGAGAUAGUUUAUGCUGAUAUCAACAUUGCUUCUGAACCACACUCCUCAAGGCAGCUACAUCCAUCUCAGCAACUCUCUGCUCUCCAGCCUUCUCAUCAGCACCAGUUCAUUCUGUGGGCAGGAUGCAUUGGGAAUGUAAUCCUCAUGAUAGCUGUGAUAGUCUUGGCUUUGCAGUUGGAGAAUGAGAAAGGAAAAACUGUAGUGGAUGUUGGCGAAUGCAAUACCUCUUUAGACAAGUUCCAGUCUCUCAUAAGAAGCAGCCUCUGCAACCAAACCCAGAGCAGGUCCUCAGUUAAUUCUACUUGCAGACUAUACCCUGUACUCUGGCACCUCCACAGGGACAAGUGCUACUGGCCAUCAGAAGAUACUAAAACCUGGGAUGAGAGCCAACAUGACUGUGCAUCAAGGAAUUCUCAACUGCUGGUGAUCCAGGAUAAGGAGGAGAUGGAUUUCAUUAAAAACAUUAUAGAAGAUAUAAAACCGUACUGGAUUGGACUCAACCGGCCAUUGCCAGAGAAGAAAUGGGUGUGGAUUACAGGCACCCCUCUUGAUCACAGUCUGUCCACAGACCCAAACAGUAGUAACUACAGCUAUUGUGGUUCAAUAAAGAAUAAAGUCUUGCCUGAUAAUUGCAAAGCUGUAUUGCAGUGGGUUUGCCAGAAAGACUCUUUCUUGCUGUGA